AUGUUAGAUAAUGAGUUUGAAAAUGACAAAACUGACAGUAAAGAACCAGCCUCGGAUUUCGAGACGGCACUGUCUGCGACCGGCUUCGGACCGUUCAAUAUUUUGAUGGUGUUGGCAUUGAUCCCCAUAGCGUGGGCCAGCGCUUUCGAUAUGACGUCUGCAGCAUUCGUUUUGGCUUCAGCUGAGUGUGAUCUCGAAUUAACGUUUAUCCGCAAAGGCUUACUCUGCAGCGCAGUAUACAUUGGUAUAUAA
Molecule: messenger RNA, 252 nt
Organism: Cotesia congregata
Lineage: Eukaryota; Metazoa; Arthropoda; Insecta; Hymenoptera; Braconidae
Source: the annotation of a GenBank genome assembly